Molecule: messenger RNA, 3891 nt
Organism: Ochlerotatus camptorhynchus
Lineage: Eukaryota; Metazoa; Arthropoda; Insecta; Diptera; Culicidae
Gene: Grp170
Product: Grp170 co-chaperone
Exons: 3
Coding region: 333-3179 (948 amino acids)
Biological process (GO): endoplasmic reticulum unfolded protein response
Cellular component (GO): endoplasmic reticulum chaperone complex
Molecular function (GO): ATP-dependent protein folding chaperone; ATP binding
Source: RefSeq, a predicted model, not a curated record
CGCGCUGAAGUCUCGAAAAGAAACACGUCAGUAGAUCGGAUCGGUGACCAAGCGGAGAGAGCUUCUUGGGGUCCGUUUUCAACUCCGCCGCGACGCAGUGCACACUUUCCAUGGGGAAUCGGUGAAUUUCAGCAGCCUUUUUGCGUUGUUCGUAUAAAUUACUAACAAUCGAUCGCGUAAGGACAGAGAGAAUUGAAUUAUCUUACGUGUUCAGGUUAUCCGGUGAAAUUGCGGUGUGGGGUGGUACUGCACAAAAAGUGAAAGUAGUGCAGAAAAUUGCGUUAGUUUUUCCAUUUUUACGAUUGUAGCAGUUCCCGCAGGGCAGUCCAGGAAUGAAACGACAGGGUUGGUUUGGUGGGGGAAGCGCGUGUCUGCUGUUGGUCACGGUGGCGCUGUGUGCGGUGCUCAGGCCAAGCGACGGUGCCGCCGUUAUGUCGGUGGAUUUGGGUAGCGAGUGGAUGAAAAUUGGCGUCGUGUCACCGGGCGUUCCGAUGGAGAUUGCACUGAACAAGGAAUCCAAACGGAAAACACCGACGACGAUUGCCUUCCGCAACGGAGACCGUCUGAUCGGCGAGGAUGCCCAGACGUUGGGUGUACGUUUUCCGGCAAACAACUACGGCUAUCUGAUCGAUCUGCUCGGCAAGACGGUCGAUAAUCCGAUGGUGGAGCUGUACAGGAAACGUUUCCCCUACUACGACAUCAUCGAAGAACCAACCCGCAAGACGGUCGUGUUCAAAACCGGCGACGAGCAAUACACGAUCGAGGAACUGAUCGCCCAGCUGCUCCAGGAGGCCAAGGGCUACGCCGAGGAAUCCACCGGUCAAGCGAUCACCGAGUGCGUCAUCGUGGUGCCCGGCUUUUUCGGACAAGCUGAACGACAGGCACUGGUUUCCGCCGCCAGGUUGGCCAACCUGAAGGUGCUGCAGCUGAUCAACGACUACACGGCGGUCGCUCUCAACUAUGGCAUCUUCCGGCGGAAGGAAUUCAACGAAACGGCUCAGUAUUUUGUGUUCUACGAUAUGGGAGCGUACAAAACGACGGCUUCGGUAAUCAGCUACCAGCUGGUGAAGGACAAAGCAACGAAGGAAAUUUUGCCGGUGGUGCAGGUGCUUGGCGUUGGUUACGAUCGGACGCUGGGAGGCUUGGAGAUGCAAGUGCGACUGAGGGACUAUCUGGGACAGGAGUUCAACAAGAUGGGUAAAACUAAGACGGAUAUUUUCACGAACCCCAGAGCCAUGGCCAAGCUGUUCAAGGAAGCUGGCAGGCUGAAGAACGUGUUGAGCGCCAAUACGGAGCACUAUGCCCAGAUUGAAGGUUUGCUUGAUGAGCAGGACUUCCGCCUGUUGGUGACACGGGAUCGGUUCGAGGAACUGUGCAAAGAUUUGUACGCAAAGGUCACGGCUCCAAUCGAUCGGGCAUUGUCCUUGUCCGGACUGUCGUUGGAUAUUGUCAACCAAGUGGUGUUGUUCGGAGGUAACACUCGUGUGCCAAAAAUUCAGGAAGUUCUGAAGGCGCAUAUCAAGCAGGAACUUGCCAAGAACGUCAAUGCCGAUGAAGCUGCCUGUAUGGGAGCUGUCUAUCGAGCUGCCGAUUUGGCCACCGGUUUCAAGGUGAAGAAGUUCGUUGUCAAGGAUGCAGUUUUGCACCCGAUUCAGGUUGUAUUUGCUCGGGAAGGCGAAAGCGGCAGCACUAGACUGGUCCGGAGAACUCUUUUCGGUGCCAUGAAUUCCUAUCCACAGAAGAAGGUGAUAACGUUCAACAAGCACACAGAUGAUUUCGAUUUUUCGGUGGAUUAUGCUGAUUUAGAGCCGGUACUCGGAAAGGACGAAGUUGCCAACUUGGGCUCGCUAAACUUAACCAAGGUCAGUUUGAUGGAGGUGGCCAAAAAGUUGAACUCCAACAAGGCCGACAAUGUUGAGUCCAAGGGAAUCAAGGCUCAUUUCAUUCUGGACGAUUCCGGUUUGUUCUCGCUGGCCAACGUUGAAUUGGUUCUGGAGAAAACGAUGGAAAAGGAAGACGAUGAGAGUACUUUGCAGAAGCUGGGUAACACGAUAAGCAAACUGUUCUCUGGAGACACCGACGACGAUGAGAAACCAGCGACCUCAGAAGAAGCAUCUAAAGAAGAUGUCCCGAAGGAAGGAGAGCAGAGUGAUGGAAAGAAAUCCGAGGAGGAGAAAUCGGCCAACGCAAGCAGUGCGGAAAACUCCACUGCAGCCGGAGAGAAUGAGGCAACCAAAGGGAACAAAACGGAAAAACCAAAAAUUGUGACAAUUAAAGAGGAAAUUCCAUCCCAGGUGGAAGUGCUGUACAUUCAACCAUUGGAUGGAUCGGAAUUCGAAAAAUCAGUGAGCAAGAUCAAGGCUCUCAACGAAGUGGAAGACUCGAAGAAACGUCGCGAGACGGCAUUGAAUUCCUUGGAAAGUUUCGUCAUCGAUGCCCAGGUUAGGUUGGACGAAGAAGAGUAUGCGUCGUGCGCGACCCAAGCCGAAGCCGAUUUGAUUCGGAAGUCUUGCUCGGAGAUAUCCGAGUGGUUGUACGAAGGCGGAUCUGAUGCCGAUGCCGAGACAUAUGAAAAGAAGCUGGAGGAACUGCGUACCAUUGCGAAUGAGGUUUAUGCGCGCCACUGGGAACACAAUGAGAGACCGGAGGCUUUGAGUGCUCUGAAGCAGAUGAUCACCGGAGCGGACGGAUUUUUGGACAAGGCGAGAAACUUUACCAAGGAAGGAAAUGCAGAAAAGGACGUCUUCACCCAGGUUGAAAUCGACACCCUGGAGCGAGUAAUCAAAGAGACGAUCGAAUGGGAGAAGACCGAAGUGAGUGAACAGAAGAAGAUGGCCCGGAACGAACCAGUCCGAUUGACGGUCAAGGAUAUUACCGACAAGAUGUCUCUGUUGGACCGGGAAGUCAAGUAUCUAGUGAACAAAUUGAAACUGUGGCGACCAAAGGUAAAACCUACCCCUCCACCAAAGGUGGAAAAGGAUUCCAGUAAGCAGGAAGACCAAAAGACGGAGGAACAAGGAACGGAUGAUGCCGAACAGGUGAUCGAGGAAACGCCUAAGCAAAACGAUGGUGAAGAGGAACCGUCCAGUGAUGAGUGGCAGCAGGAGGAUGAGCAAGGCGAAAUCAAACCCAGUAAAACUGAAGAGCCCAGCGAGGAUGACCAGCAUACUGAGCUAUAGACGGGAAGUAGCUUCGAGCGAUAGGUUAGCACAAAUUCAUUCAUCCCCUCCGUUGUUCCCCUCGAUUCGUCCAGUAUAAGUUAUUUAUGUUACGUAUUCCUGCGGGUUUUCCCACAACCACCCCUCCUGUCGCCCUUAACUCUCAAAACCCCAACGUCAUAAAACUACCCCAUUUCAAUUCAAAAUAUGUUAAGAAUAAAAAGAUUGGUUUUUCAAAAUCCUUUAAAGCUCUUCAAAACUUGAGGAGGUUGCGGUUUGUUUGAGUUGGAUAGAUAAAAAAAAAAUCUAUUCAGAAAUGCCGGAGUUAUGAUAGGUUUAGAGCUUCAGUUACAGAUGGUGGGGGUUUGAGAGUUAAUCAGUGCAUGGGAUCAUUGCAAAGCAUUUUUUGUUUGUUUUUGAAAAUUGAAAAGUGAUUGACCAUUCCGAAGUAGGAGCGUGAUGGCUUCGUUCUGUUUUGUUUUCUCGUGUGAUGCAACUACCCCGGAACAGGCAGACCAACCUAAAGAAGAGACGACGAAAGAUGUCAAAUGAGACGAAAUGGCUUAAAAGCAGCAGUUUUGUAGGAUCAAAACUGGUAAGAAAAUUGGAUAGGCUGAUAAUAGUUAAGCUAAAGUAAUUGAAGUAAAAUCUGUAGUAAACGUAUUGAUGACUGUUAAACUAAAUCGUGACAACAGAAUUCUUAACAAAGGGAUGUGUGAGUCCUCUAAAAGUA